Messenger RNA from Carya illinoinensis, 807 nucleotides. Its product is annotated as SKP1-like protein 1A. Gene Ontology annotation, cellular component: nucleus; cytoplasm. The coding region runs from base 91 to 549 and encodes 152 amino acids. Gene Ontology annotation, molecular function: cullin family protein binding. The record is from RefSeq and is a predicted model, not a curated record. Lineage: Eukaryota; Viridiplantae; Streptophyta; Magnoliopsida; Fagales; Juglandaceae. Gene Ontology annotation, biological process: SCF-dependent proteasomal ubiquitin-dependent protein catabolic process. The transcript has a single exon.
AGCAGAAGUCGAGGGUUUUCCAUUUGCGCUUUUAUUUUUUGCCUGUUCGCUUGCAGGACAGCAAAAAGCCGUGGUUUCGAUACUGAAACAAUGUCGUCGUCGUCGUCAAAGAUGAUCACCCUGAUAAGCUCCGAUGGCGUGGCCUUUGAGGUCAACGAGGCCGUGGCUCACGCAUCCCAGACCAUUAAGCAAGUGAUCGAGGACACUUGCACCGACGACGGCAUCCCGGUCCCCAACGUGACGAGCAAGAUCUUGGCCAAGGUCCUCGAGUACUGCAAGAAGCACGUCGAGCCAGCCAUCUCCGACGGUGAUCUCAAGGGCUGGGACGCCGAGUUCGUCGAGGUUGACCAGGCCACCCUAUUCGGUCUCAUCCUGGCUGCAGACUACUUGAACAUCAAGAGCCUUAUGGAGCUGACAUGCCAAACAGUGGCAGACAUGAUCAAGGGAAAGACCCCAGAGGAUAUCCGCAAGACCUUUUACAUCAAGAAUGACUUUUCCCCAGAGGAAGAAGAGGAGGUUCGUCAGGAGAACCGGUGGGCAUUUGACUGAUGUCGGUAACAAUUUGAAGUGGAAUUUAGAUACAAAAAUUAGGUUUACAAACAACAACGUGGUUUAAGGUUUACCGUUUUGAGUUUAUACUAGGGGUAGUUAUUCUGGCUCUAAUAUUUCCUCUGUUUUAAUCACUCUACUUAUCAUAGCAUCAGCACUUCUCUUGAGAUUCUAUUAUGUUGUUCCUGCGCCCCCAUCAUUUGGGUUUGUAGCCAAUAAGUAUAUCUCCAAUUAAUUUUCCUCAUGGUUGAAAGUUGA